Molecule: messenger RNA, 1569 nt
Organism: Brassica oleracea var. oleracea
Lineage: Eukaryota; Viridiplantae; Streptophyta; Magnoliopsida; Brassicales; Brassicaceae
Product: syntaxin-81
Exons: 7
Coding region: 521-1453 (310 amino acids)
Biological process (GO): retrograde vesicle-mediated transport, Golgi to endoplasmic reticulum
Cellular component (GO): membrane; endoplasmic reticulum; SNARE complex
Source: RefSeq, a predicted model, not a curated record
AGACAAAAACAAUAAAACACCUUUGAAGUCAUCAGCAAGCAAGUAUAGAUUCAAGAGCUUCAGUUUCCAUCUCCUCUUCCUCCCCAUGGAUCAAUUGCUCUCCCAUGGAUUCACAGAUACAUAGCUCUCCAAUGAUAAAGCUUAUGUGGUAAAGAUUCGCUGGUCAAGAAAGAUUUUUGUAAGGGGUAUGAUCGAACUCAGUCGUCAUGAUGUCCAAAUUUGACAGCUCCGUUGCCAACGGAAAAAAUUUACGAUCCCCGAUCGUUUGAUAGUUAGUUUCUGUGCUAUUUUAAAGAUCCCGAAACGGUGUCGUUUAUUUGUUACAAAACUGGAAAAAAGGAAAGACCUUUGUCUCUCUCCUCGCUUCUUCUCCCCUGAGAGGACCCUCUCGCUCUUCUUCGAUCCAGCUUGCGUUUCUUCGCCGGAGCAAAAACCCACCUCACGAUCCAAAGAAAGCGUGGUUGCAAAUCUAUCGGCUGAUCUAUAUCAACACUCUUCGAUCUGAAUUGUCUGUGCAAAGAUGUCGAGAUUCAGAGACAGAACAGAGGACUUCAAGGACUCUGUUCGUAAAGCCGCAAUCUCUGAUGGCUACACCGAGGCUAAAGUGGCAUCGACGAUGGCGUCUUUCAUCAUACAUAAGCCGAAGGAGAGGUCUCCUUUCACCAGGGCUGCUCUCAAAACGCUGGAAAGCAUCAAGGAGUUGGAUCAGUUUAUGAUGAAGCAUCGUAAGGAUUACGUUGAUAUGCACCGCACUACUGAACAUGAAAAGGAUAGCAUUGAACAAGAAAUUACUGCUUUUAUUAAAGCAUGCAAAGAACAGAUCGAUGUUCUCAAAAACAGCAUUAGAAAUGAAGAAGCAAACUCCAAAGGAUGGCUUGGCCUCGCAGCUGAUAACUUCAAUGCUGAUACUGUAGCACACAAACAUGGAGUGGUUUUGAUUCUGAGCGAGAAGCUUCAUUCAGUCACCGCACAGUUUGACCAGCUUAGAGCUACUCGUUUCCAAGAUAUUAUUAACAGAGCUAUGCCUAGAAGAAAACCCAAGAGGAUCACGAAGGAAGCUAGUCCAGUUAAUGCAACUCUAGCAAAUCCGGAGCCUAUAGAACCCGAUGAAAUUCAGGCCCAGCCACGUAGAUUACAACAACAACAGCUUCUAGACGAUGAAACACAAGCCCUUCAAGUAGAGCUAAGUAAUCUUUUAGAUGGUGCUAGGCAGACGGAGACUAAGAUGGUGGAGAUGUCUGCAUUGAACCACUUGAUGGCAACUCAUGUUCUGCAACAAGCCAAACAGAUAGAAGUUUUGUAUGACCAGGCUGUUGAGGCAACAAAGAACGUGGAGCUUGGAAAUAAAGAGCUUUCCCAAGCAAUCCAACGUAACAGCAGCAGCAGAACCUUUCUCUUGCUGUUUUUCUUCGUCCUUACUUUCUCUGUCUUGUUCUUGGAUUGGUACAGUUAAGAGCCACCAUCCAAUCUCCAACAAACCUCAUACAGUUUGUGUAGUUUUUGAUUGUUAUGAAAAUUUGGAGAGAUGUUUGAUGUUAAACCAAAAAAAGUAUGAAACUUUGGAAGUGA